CCGCCGCGGUCCCCCCGCGCGCCUGCGGCCGCUGACAUCACGCGGUCUGAGGCGGCGGCGCCCCCCGGCUCAGCCCCGCAGCCCCCUCAGGCAGAGGCGCCGCCGCGGUGUCCGGCGGAGGAUGGUGCGCACCGUGCGGGCCGCUCCCCGCAGCCUCAGCCGCAGCAGCGCCUCAGCCGAGCGGGCCGCGGCGGACAGCCGACCCCCGCACCGGGCGUGCGACGGGCCGGCGCGCUGAGGCUCGGACGCCAGAGCCCGGGCGACGCCGCGAUCCCUCGCAGCGGCCAUGGGGGCCCUGACGAGCCGGCAGCACGCGGGCGUGGAGGAGGUGGACAUCCCGUCCAAUUCCGUGUACCGCUACCCGCCCAAGUCCGGCAGCUAUUUUGCCAGCCACUUCAUCAUGGGAGGAGAGAAGUUUGACUGCACACAUCCGGAGGGCUACCUGUUUGGCGAGAACAGCGACUUGAACUUCCUGGGAAACAGGCCAGUCUCGUUUCCUUAUGCUGCCCCACCUCCCCACGAACCUGUGAAGACUCUGAGAAGCCUGAUCAACAUCCGGAAGGACACGCUGAGACUUGUCAAAUGUGCUGAGGAAGUGAAGAGCCACGGAGAAGAGGCGGGCAAAGCGAAGGUCCACUACAACGUCGAGUUCACCUUUGACACAGAUGCCCGGGUAGCCAUCACCAUCUACUAUCAGGCCACUGAGGAAUUCCAGAACGGCAUUGCCAGCUACAUCCCAAAAGACAACAGCCUGCAGUCAGAAACCGUGCACUACAAGCGAGGGGUGUGCCAGCAGUUUUGCCUGCCCUCCCAUACGGUGGACCCCUCAGAGUGGGCUGAAGAGGAGCUUGGCUUUGAUCUGGACCGAGAGGUCUACCCUUUGGUAGUGCAUGCUGUGGUGGAUGAAGGAGAUGAAUAUUUUGGCCACUGCCAUGUGCUUCUGGGCACCUUUGAGAAGCACUCAGACGGGACCUUCUGUGUCAAGCCCCUCAAGCAGAAGCAAGUGGUGGAUGGCGUCAGCUACCUUCUUCAGGAGAUCUACGGGAUUGAAAACAAGUACAACACACAAGAUUCCAAGGUGGCAGAGGAUGAUGUCAGUGACAACAGUGCGGAGUGUGUGGUGUGUCUCUCAGACGUCCGUGACACUUUGAUCCUGCCCUGCCGGCACCUGUGCCUCUGCAACACCUGUGCAGACACCCUGCGCUACCAGGCCAACAACUGCCCCAUCUGCCGGCUGCCCUUCCGGGCACUGCUUCAGAUCCGAGCCAUGAGGAAAAAAUUGGGCCCUCUGUCUCCAAGCAGCUUUAACCCCAUCAUCUCUUCCCAGACUUCGGACUCUGAGGAACAUUCAUCCUCAGAGAACAUCCCUGCGGGCUAUGAAGUGGUGUCUCUCCUGGAGGCCCUCAAUGGGCCCCUCACCUCAUCCCCAGCGGUGCCUCCCCUUCACGUUCUUGGAGAUGGCCACCUCUCAGGAAUGCUGCCGUCCUAUGGCAGUGAUGGCCACCUGCCCCCUGUUAGGACACUGUCCCCCCUUGACCACCUGUCUGAUUGCAACAGCCAAGGGCUCAAACUCAACAAGUCUCUCUCCAAGUCCAUUUCCCAGAAUUCUUCUGUGCUUCACGAAGAGGAAGAUGAGCGCUCUUGCAGUGAGUCAGACACUCAGCUCUCUCAGAGGCUGUCAGCCCAGCAUCCUGAAGAGGGACCUGAUGUGACUCCAGAGAGUGAGAACCUCACGCUGUCCUCCUCAGGGGCUGUUGACCAGUCAUCUUGCACAGGGACUCCGCUCUCUUCCACCAUCUCCUCCCCAGAAGACCCAGCCAGCAGCAGCCUGGCCCAGUCAGUCAUGUCCAUGGCCUCCUCCCAGAUCAGCACUGACACCGUGUCCUCCAUGUCUGGCUCCUACAUUGCACCUGGCACAGAAGAAGAAGGAGAGGCCCCACCUUCCCCCCGAGCUGCUAGCAGGGCCCCUUCAGAAGAGGAGGAGACCCCAGCAGAGUCCCCAGACAGCAAUUUUGCUGGCCUUCCAGCUGGAGAGCAGGAUGCAGAGGGAAAUGAUAUCAUGGAGGAAGAGGACAGAUCCCCUGUGCAAGAAGAUGGUAAAAGAUCUGGUCCCCGCUCUCACAUGUUGCCUUCCUGGCUAGUGCUAAGGGGCCAGAGGACAUGCGCAUUUCUAGGCAUGGAGUGUGACAAUAACAAUGACUUUGACGUCGCGAGCGUGAAAGCACUGGACAAUAAGCUGUGCUCUGAGGUCUGCUUACCCGGUACCUGGCAACAUGAUGCCGCCAUUAUCAACCGUCACAAUACCCAGCGCCGGCGACUAUCACCCAGCAGCCUGGAGGACCCUGAGGAGGACAGGCCUUGCGUAUGGGAUCCUUUGGCUGUCUGAGGGCACUGGCACCUGUACCUGGGCUUCCCCUCCUGUCCGCCUUCCAUCUGUCCUCACUGGACCACAGGCCUUCUGGGCAUCUUCAACAAGACACGUGGACUUUCUACUCUCAUGAAGGGAGGACAGUGCAACCCUCCACCAACUUCAUCUCCUGUAACCAUGAUUCUUACCCUCUCAGAAAGUACCAGAAGCCUUCCUCCUGUGGGCUGAUGUGUGCCAGCCAAACCCAGUGGGUCAGCUGAGCUGAGGGUCAGGGCUGGUUGUUUCUGUAGCCUUUUCUCUUCCAAAUGGAGACCAACGAGACUGAAGAGUUUGGCAGCUUUGUUAGACACCCAUGGACAGGUUUUUGUUUCUGGCACCUCAUAAGCAAUUAGAAACCUAACUCAAAGCGGUCAGGAACUGGCUCCAUGAGGGACACCAUCCACACCUGCCUCCCAGAACACCGGGAGCUCCUUACUCGAGCCUAAGGGAUUGGUAGCAGCUGAAGUGUUGGUUGGGAGCCAGAUCUACUCAGAGUUGGUCUCCUGCACCUCCUGUGCCACGGUUAGGAAGAUCACCCUUGCAAGGCCUGUCCUCAGGUGCAGUCAGGAAGGGCUGCUGGGUCACCUCCAUGCAGCGCCAGGGCUGGCUCUUCACAUACCUUCACUGCAGCCACUGAGGGGGAGGCCCAAACCCAGCUAAGCGCUUCGCUGCCCACUUCGUAAGAGCUGAAGAACGAGGCUAAGAGCUGAUGCCCAGUGGUUCUCAAACUGCUGCGCAGGACACCAAAGGAAUGGCAAAGGCUCUGGACCAGAGGCUUAGAAGACCUCCCUACCCUAGUGUACUCCUCCCCUGCCUUUCAGAUCGGAGAUGAGAGGUGCGGACUCUCCAUGGGUUCACCAGUGCUGAGAGAUGCCAUCCAGUCAGCACUCAAAGCCACAGCCGCAAACUGGCAGGAAAUUGUUGGGUGUCACACCUUUCUCAGUUCAGUGGGUUUUACAUGGCUCUAAAGGAGAUAGAUGCCUGUCCACUGGUCUUUUGGGACAGGGAAUUAGUUGUUCAGGGGAACAUGAGAUGUUUGGGAAUCAAGAUUAGUGACAGGUACCUAGGGUGAGAUACCAGGAGCUUUAGACUUGGCUAGUGUGGUCCUGGAAAGGCUUUCCCCCAAACGCCUGUGCCCAGGACCCUGAGGGGAGAUGGGGUUGGAGAGCACGGUCUCAAACCUGCUAUGUAGCUGAGGAUGACCUUGAACUUCUGAUUUCCCUGCCUGGAUUGCCCAAGCAUUAGAAUUCCAAGCCUGCACCACUAUACAGCUCUCCUUUAUGUGGCAAUCACACUGCUAGGGGGAAAUCUGCUGUGCUGCCCAAGUGUGAUAGGCUGAGCUUGAGAUCCCAUCGCCCGUUCAAAGGCUACAUCCUAUUUUUUACUUGCCCAACAUUCCAGUAGCCCCUAUCACACUUAAGACUCACACCAGUGUACGCUGAGCAAUACCUACAUUUCCUCAAAGCCGGGAGCAGAAGCAACGGGGAAGUUCCCUUAGCCUGGGAUGGUGGCACAUAGAGCUGCCUCCUCCCCUCGAGGGCAGUAGGAAGGCGGUAUUCAGUGUGUGGUGUGACCCGGGAGGAGUGGUGGAAGAAGCUGAGAUGAAGAAGACGCAGGUAAACAGUGGCCAGGGACCCUCAAAAAAGCCAUUAUAAUCAGCCCUUCCCUCUGCCACACAAGUGUUCCGCCCGAAUUCAUUCCAUAAUCCCGGCACCCGGGUUAGAGUACCCUUUGCUCUGCCUUGCACAGCUCUGCCCCCUCACUCUGUCCUUUUACUUCUUGGCGAGCAGAAAUAGCCCAUUCUCGGGGUGGAUCCCCAUCAGCUGACACACUCUACCCAGUCCAUUUGGAAACAGUUCCUUUGUCAGGGUCCAAGCGAAAGGGCAAGCACGUUCUCUUGGUGCCUUUGGCUCCUCACCACACCACACCUUUCUAUACGUGGUACUGUAGUGAUCUCAGUCUCCUCAAGGAGCCUUUUGCUUUACCUAAUUUCAUCCCACCAGAGUUUUUACCUGCUGUGGCAUCUGCCGGGCACAAACCUGAACACUAAGCCAUCUCACUGGGGAGCUAGUCCUGUCCACCUGGUGUUGGCUGCUGGUUGCUCACUUUGUUUUAGGGCCUGCACACCUGGGGUGUGUGUGUGUGUGUGUGUGUGUGUGUGUGUGUGCCAUCUGUGUACCCCUCACACUCCCUGGAGUACACUUGUGGGCACAUUACAGUGGGGACAUCAAGAUGCAAUAUUUAUGGAUUGCUGCAUGAUUCUUAAAAUUAAAUAAAACUGUUUACAGGGGCAGGGGAGCCGUUAACUACAAAGUGAA
Rattus norvegicus (Norway rat) is the source of this 4725-nucleotide messenger RNA. Lineage: Eukaryota; Metazoa; Chordata; Mammalia; Rodentia; Muridae. The record is from RefSeq and is a predicted model, not a curated record.